Drechmeria coniospora is the source of this 666-nucleotide messenger RNA. RefSeq lists its product as uncharacterized. The transcript has a single exon. NCBI's taxonomy places the organism in Eukaryota, Fungi, Ascomycota, Sordariomycetes, Hypocreales, Ophiocordycipitaceae. The coding region runs from base 1 to 666 and encodes 221 amino acids. The record is from RefSeq and is a predicted model, not a curated record.
AUGAAAAAGGGCACCCAGACACCGGGCACCCAGACACCACACCCGGGCACCAAGACACGCGGUGACGGAAGCGUUGCUGCGUCGGUGCCCGAGUCGAGCCCGAGUCGAGCCCCGAGUCGAGAGCGACUGAUUCGCAACGGCAGCAUGCCUUCGAUCGGCUCCAAUGACGUGCGCUCUCCCCAUCACACCCCUCCACGCUUGCCUCGUCCGCCUCGUCCGCCUCGUCCGCUGGCCAUCCACCAUCCAUCAGGACGAUUGGGCCUUGUGGCUGACUGCCCUGCGGCCUACGGAGAACUGUUCGUGCAGAUGCAUCGCCACAUGGCCGCCCACGCCUCGAUGCCGAGACCUCGCCGCUCGCUCGCCAUCCUUGGGCCCCGCUCGGCUGCCCGGGCAGGCGAUGCCGACGAGACCAGUUCGUACUCUGUCAUCCCCCUACCCGAGCGUCCCGGAUCCUGCCUCGGCAUCGACGCCAGAGUCAUGCGGGACAUGCGUCUCUUGACGGUGACAUUCUCCUUCAUGGCAUGCGUCAGGGCGACGCGGUCCAUCCCUGUCAUGGCGAGACACUCGAGCGCUCACGGCUCGCCACCAAGAUCCAACAGCCCUCGGGCCAAGACACUGUGCGGCACUUCCUUUCGAUUCGCCCUACGUCCAUCUACCUGUACGUGA